Messenger RNA from Fusarium vanettenii 77-13-4, 1170 nucleotides. RefSeq lists its product as uncharacterized. The transcript is spliced from 5 exons. Lineage: Eukaryota; Fungi; Ascomycota; Sordariomycetes; Hypocreales; Nectriaceae. The record is from RefSeq and is a predicted model, not a curated record. The coding region runs from base 1 to 1170 and encodes 389 amino acids.
AUGACAUCACAUGUGAUGUGGCUGUGCAAGCUCUUCAGCUGUCGAUUCACAGAAGCAACCGAUGCAUCUGCUCAGCGUCACAGCACCGAACACCGUCCCAGCUCCGAUACCCCUCCCCUAAGCCCAGUUCUCGACCAAGAUGACGAGUCCUGGCUUCGAAGCAUCCUCGAAGAUGACAGUCCCCCUCCCCCUUUGCCACCGCGCAUCAAGACCCCCCAGAUCGAUCUGUCGUCAGCCGACGAGAGCGAACUAGAGGCUAAGGAAGAAAAGCACCCCAACCGUCUCACAGCCUUAUUCACGAGACACAAGAAGCAGGGCGAUGAGCUCAAGCCAGAGGAUGUUGUUGUUUCUACCCAGGAAGCCGAACAGGAGACAAAGGACCUCGGAAAUGUCCUCGAUCGUCUGAACCUUCAAGCCAAGAACAACAAGAUCAUCUCCCUCUCCAACGAGUCGUCCGAGCUCCUGUCGCGCUUCACACAGGUCUUCAAGGACCUCGCCAACGGUGUCCCGACGGCAUACAACGAUCUCGCAAGCCUCAUCGAGGACCGCGACGGCGCCAUCAACCGAGGCUUUGAGAAGAUGCCUUCGUCCCUCCAGAAGCUCGUCACUCAGCUUCCAGACAAGCUGACGUCGUCUCUGGCGCCAGAGAUUCUCGCAGCUGCGGCCGAGAGUCAGGGUCUCAAGGCACAGACGGAAAAGGGCGUCAAGGGGGCUGCCAUGGACCUGCUCAAGCCUCAGAACUUGACUGACCUCGUGACGAAGCCUGGUGCUAUUGUUAGUAUGCUCAAGGCCGUCGUCAACGCCCUGAAGGUGCGGUGGCCCGCGUUUAUCGGCACAAACGUCAUCUGGAGCCGCGGCCGCGAGGUCCGACUUGAGCGCGAAAAGUCCGAAACUGAGAUUCCUAUUGAUGGAAGCGAGCGCAUCGAGGAGCUUCCUGAUGAUCCUCAGCUCCCUGCACCCGAGACCGCUACCGCGACCUCGAGCACGAACCCAGCGGCUACUAGAGAGCCUGUAUCGCCAUUAUCGGAGCCAUCGCCGGCCAGUUCUUAUGAGUUUGGAGUGCGUUCGCAUGGUAAUGAGCAAUAUCUUACGACUCAAGUUAUGACGACAAUGGAUGAUAUGAUAAGGCCGAUACUGGGCCAUGAAGCAGAGGAUACCAGGUUUCAUUAG